AUGGAGCCCGUCUCCAACACGUUCCAUUCUGCAGAUGUGAUCCCAAAGCCCAGCUUGUCGACAACGCCAGUCGAGAUCCUUAGAAAGAUUGCAAAAUUGGUCGCGCAAGACAAAUUCGCCUCGUCCGAUAGUCGCAAGACGCUGCCGGACCUCCAGUACACCACGAACAACGGGGAGCACCGACGCUACCGGCCCUGGUCUCUCUUCCUUCACGAAGUAAGGCGGUGUCCGGGUGUCAGUAGGCAGCUUCCCAAAUACAAAAACAAGAGCAUCCUUAGCCUCUUGGUCACGUGCGUCCUCAUCUGCCGGGCGUGCGUGGCGGUUCUCUAUCAUAAAGCAGUCGUCCACAGCUUUAACCACCAGCAGCUGUACAUGUUCAUGGAAACCAUCACCAAGAACGAGAGCGCAUUUCUGCAGCAGUACGUGACGCACCUGGCCGUCACCUACGAUUCUUACUGGGAAGCAGAGAGACGGGAGUUCAGGCGCACCCAAUCGAUCCAGAAUACUCUUGCGUCGGAAAGCGGGUGGCUGCAGCAGUACGUGACCCGCGUAGCCGUCGCCUUCGACUUUUCUCCCUACUAUGACGUUGAGUCAGAGAGACGGGACCUUAGGCGGGCCAAAUCGAUCCAAAAUAUCCUUGCGUCGGGGGGCCGUCCGGCUACCGGUAUUGCGCAGCCUGGAUCUCACCCAGAGGAGCAGAUGCGACUUCGGUCACUGGCGCGAGCUGCUGCCCACACUCCCUGCGUUGGAGCGUUCGAGCCCGUUCGGGACACGUUAGAGUCUCUAGUGUGGGUGAUCACAUCAGCUUACCACCAGUUCCACUAUGGCGAGCGCCCCGAUAUCACCUGCCUACGCCAGCUGCGACACCUCGCUACCGGGGCCCGAAUAAGUAUUCCCGACACAGAUUGGGGAGCCACGUUAUGGGAGGAGGAAGACAUCGUCUGUAUGGAGUCGCUCGAGACAGUGGAGGUGAUCACGAGAAGGCAAACACGUAGGGAGGCUUUCAAGAGCCUGCGGGUCGAAGACCUGCGGUAUUUCGAGAAGUGGCAGUUCGGCGCUCGCAAUUGGAAGAGAAUGAAGGACGAGUUCCUGGAUGCCGCGAUGAGGGAGUAUAAGCAGCUUGGGAUCCAUAGUAGCUCACUGUGGCGGUAA
Molecule: messenger RNA, 1152 nt
Organism: Colletotrichum navitas
Lineage: Eukaryota; Fungi; Ascomycota; Sordariomycetes; Glomerellales; Glomerellaceae
Exons: 3
Coding region: 1-1152 (383 amino acids)
Source: RefSeq, a predicted model, not a curated record